CAACCCUUAGCAUCUCGAACUCCGAAUGCAUCGCCGCUGCAGAACCGAUCCUGCCUGCAUACACCAAGAGAACGGCCCGCCAUGAAUCGCGCAAGGAGGCAUGAGCUGCGCGUGCUAAACACGCGAGCUUGGAACGGGGAGAAGGAUAUCUUCCCCGUCGCCAGCUCCCUCGACUCGACCAUGAAGAAGAACACCGCGUUCAUCAAGCGUCUGCGAACCGCCAUCUCCCCUGCAACCCUCAACACCUUCCUCCAAGAGAUCAAGACCGUCAGCCUGUCCAAGUACCUUUCUGAAAUCGUAUCGGCCUGCCAUGAAGGCUUGUGCCGGCUCAAGUCCCCAGGCGAGAUUGAAGCUGGUGUCGAGAUUGUCAGCGCCCUGCACCAGCGCUUUGGGCCCGCCGAAUUCACAUCGUACCUGGGCUGGUUCCUCGGAAGGUCGAUGGCUACGCCAGACAAGAGCGUUUUGAAGACCCUCAGCUCGGAAGCGAGAGAGAAGGAGGAAAAGGACCGGUUGACGAGGCAGCGGGUUCUCCUACGGGUUGUGACUGAGCUGUGGCUUGUUGAUGUCCUGCGCACCCUCGACGACAUCAAACGCCCGGACGAUGCUACGAAUGGGAGCAGUGGCAAGCAGGCCGAGGUGAAGGCCCGUUCGUCCGCAAAGGGGGGUGCUGCCGAGCCUUUCCCCCUCGAAGUCCUGAAGGACCUUCUUAACCAUGACCGGGAGCACGCCAAUCUCCCGCUGCUUGUCGUUUUCGUCAAGGUAUUCAGCUGGGAUAUCCUCGGCGUCAAAGCCGCCGGUUCAGAGGGUCGCAAGACCGUCGAGGAAGAUGGUGCGACAAAGACUGGGGAGGCAAACGAGGAUCACGAGGGCGAGCCCGAAGCGACGCUCCAAGAUCCUCCCUUUGCUCCGCCCGAGCUGCAAGAGCGCUUCAAAAACGUCUUGAAGCACUACUUCGAGGACGUCAAGGGCCAUCUCGUUCGAGAUCAAAAGGCCAUCUACAACCAGUCUCGCAAGAACGCCGAGGCCUAUGUCAAGUCGGGCGAGGUGUUCGAGGACCGCCAGGCGAGCUUCGAGAAGCAGGUCAAGGCCCAGGAGCGUCUCGUGGCUAACGCGCAGGUCAUUGCCGAUGUCAUUGGUGCCGAGAUGCCGGAUCUGAAGGACAGCGACGACGCUUCCGGUGGCGCGAACGGCUCCAUUGGCAUCGUCAAGGCCGGAGAGUAUCUGCGCGGCCAGGGAGACGGCGCCGGCAUCUGGGAAGACGAAGAGGAGCGUCGUUUUUAUGAGAACCUUGUUGACCUUAGGGGCAAGGUUCCUAACAUCCUCCUCGAGGAGGUCAAGAAGAAGAAGGCCGACGCAGACGAGCAGGUUGGCAAGAAGAUCGAUCCUUCAGAACAGGCCGAGGCACCCAAGCCUGCCGACACCGCCGCCGACGAUCAGUCGGUGGCCAUCGCGAACAAGACGAUCGGGGCCCAGGUCGAUGCGCUGCUUUCUCGGCUGCCGGACCUCACAACCAAGGAAGCGGCCGACCAGACAGCCAUCGACUUCUGCUACCUUAACUCGAAGGCUUCCAGAAACCGGCUCAUCAAGGCGUUGACCGAUGUGCCGAAGGGCCGUGGCGAUCUCCUCCCCUGCUGGGCCAGACUUGUCGCCACGCUUGGCCAAUACAUGAGCGACAUCCCAAAGGGGCUCGUGGAGUACCUCGAUUCCGAGUUCCGAAGUCUGCAGCGGCGCAAGGAAAAGGAGUUUCUGGGUCAAGUAAGGCUCAGCAAUAUCCGCUACCUCGCUGAACUCACCAAGUUCGGCAUUGUUCCGGAACACGUCGUCUUCCAUUGCCUCAAGGUCAGUCUGGACGAUUUCUCGCGUAUGAAUAUCGAGAUCAUCUGCCACUUGCUCGAGAAUUGUGGCCGGUACCUCCUUCGGAAUCCGGAGACCUCUCCUCGCAUGUCAACGUUCCUUGAGACGCUUCAGCGGAAAAAGUCGGUGCAACACAUCGGGCCGGCCGAGAGGAUGCUUAUCGAGAAUGCCGUGUACUACGUCGAUCCACCGCAGCGUCCGGCGAUCCAGCAGAAGGAGAGGACUCCAAUGGAGCUCUUCAUCCGCAAGCUCGCGUAUUCAGACCUGACCAAGAGGAAUUAUAGCAAAGUUCUGAGGCAGAUCCGCAGGCUGCACUGGGAGGAAAAGGAGGUGGUCGCCGUGCUUCACAAGGUCUUUUCCAGGCCAGACAAGGUCAAAUUCGGCAACAUUCACCUCCUUGCGAUCCUGUUGAGUGCUCUCAACAGAUACCAUCCCGAGUUCGUCAUCGGCGUCAUCGACUCCGUCAUUGAGUCCAUUGCAUUUGGUCUUGAACAGAACGACUUCAAGUUCAAUCAGCGCCGAAUUGCCGAGGUCAAAUACCUAGGAGAACUCUAUAAUUACCGAAUGCUCGAGCACCCCGUUAUCUUUGAUGUCAUGUACAAGAUCAUGACUUUCGGCCACGGUGGCCCACCAAUCCCUGGUCGCAUUAACCCCUUUGACCAGCCUGACGACUACUUCCGCAUUCGCCUGAUCUCCACCAUACUCGAGACCUGUGGCAUGUUUUUCAACAAGGGUGCCGCCGGAAAGAAACUGGACUACUUUCUUUCCUUCUUUCAGUACUACAUCUAUACCAAGAACCCGCUGCCCAUGGACAUUGAAUUUCUCGUUCAGGACAUAUUUUCCCUGACCAGACCUCAGUGGAAGCUGGCGUCUAACUUGGAGGAAGCAACGAAGGUGUUUCAGCUUGCCAUGGCCCAGGAUCAGAAGUCCUCUGGCCUGGACAAGGCUGUGGAACAGGACGAUGAAACAAGCGGAAUAUCUAGCGACGACGAGCCUGUCGGGGACCAGGAUGAUGAUGACGAGUCGGGCUCCGAGGAUGGCGAGGUCGAGGCUGAGGACGCUGAGCCGGAUCAGGCCGACAACGGCAAUGAGUCUGGGGGAGAAGAGGAAGAAGAAGAAGCCAUCGUCGUCACCAGAGAAGAAGAGCAGAUCGAUCCCGAAUUCGAGGCCGAGUUUGACCGCGAAUAUGCGAAGAUCAUGGCCGAAAGUUUUGAGACGCGCAAGUUUCAGCCGAAGCAGCCUUUCGAUCUCCCUCUCCCCGUCCGGCCCAAGAAUCGUGAUGCUCCGAGCGGAGAGGCUACCGAGAGCAGUGCCGGGACCCCGGGUGGGAAAAUGGCUUUCUCGCUGCUGACAAAGAAGGGCAACCGUCAACAAACCCGAACGGUCGAACUGCCCUCGGACUCAAACUUUGCCGUUGCUAUGAUCAACCAGCGGCAGGCGGCAAAGGAGGAGCAACAGCGGAUCAAGAACCUGGUUUUGAACUACGAUCUACGGGAGAGUGAAGAACCAGAUGGUCACGACAGAGGUCUGACACACCAUCACCUCAACCGCCUCGACCCUCGGUCAAACAAGGAGCGCGGACAGCGGGUUCGGAAACUCCAACUGAGCGACGUUGACUGGACUUGAACCGGACCGCAAAGAAUCUCAAACCCUAUGACUUUCGACGGUGGCAAGCACUUAAGCUAUCGGGCAACUCCAACCGGCGCACUCCAGCUCCCUUCAGGGAAGAUCAUGUUGGCUGCCAGGAAUGCGGGCUUCUCGGCCGCAGAAGAAGACAGACACUCGACCUAUCUGGCGUCUGCUGAACCUGCCGAGACUCGUCAGUCACCAAGUCAGGUCACCAUCAUACUAGUAGCUGGGGA
Thermothelomyces thermophilus ATCC 42464 is the source of this 3716-nucleotide messenger RNA. RefSeq lists its product as uncharacterized. The record is from RefSeq and is a predicted model, not a curated record. Lineage: Eukaryota; Fungi; Ascomycota; Sordariomycetes; Sordariales; Chaetomiaceae. The coding region runs from base 82 to 3480 and encodes 1132 amino acids. The transcript is spliced from 9 exons. Gene Ontology annotation, cellular component: cytoplasm; exon-exon junction complex. Gene Ontology annotation, molecular function: RNA binding; protein binding. Gene Ontology annotation, biological process: nuclear-transcribed mRNA catabolic process, nonsense-mediated decay.